CUAUAGUCCAUAAGUAUCGCACAACUAUAGCUGACGUGGUGGGGAAGUGGGUGCGUCCUGCUACUGACCAACCGAUUGUCACACGUAUAGGAACUGUAAUAUCAUAGUUUAACGAAAAUACAUUCAUUGCAAAAAUUUUUGUUUCAUUCGUUGUUGCCGAUAAAUAAUAAUGUCACAACAACAAUAUUAUCCUUUUAAAUGUACACCUACAGUAUAUCCUGCUGAUCCAUUUGACGCAAAUGCAGAUGCAGCAUUGUUGCGUAAAGCAAUGAAAGGUUUCGGUACUGAUGAGAAAACCAUUAUCGAUGUGCUCACAAGAAGAGGCAUUGUACAGCGUUUAGAAAUUGCUGAAGCAUAUAAAACAUUGUAUGGAAAAGAUUUGAUUAGUGAUUUAAAAAGUGAACUUACAGGAAAAUUAGAAUACGUCAUAGUUGCUCUUAUGACACCAUUACCUCAUUAUUAUGCUAAAGAAUUGCAUGAUGCGGUUAGUGGAUUGGGAACUGAUGAGGAAACCAUUGUAGAAAUUUUAUGCACUUUAAGUAAUUAUGGUAUUCGCACAAUUGCAGCAUUCUAUGAAAACUUAUAUAGUAAAACUCUUGAAAGCGAUUUAAAAGGAGAUACUUCAGGACAUUUUAAAAGAUUGCUGGUUUCACUUGUUCAAGCAAAUAGAGAUGAAAAUCAGGGUAUAGAUCAAGCUCAGGCCAUGGCUGAUGCACAAGCACUUUACGAAGCUGGUGAAAAACAGUGGGGAACAGAUGAAUCUCAAUUUAAUGCUAUUUUAGUAUCUCGUAGUUACCAACAGUUAAGACAAACUUUUAUUGAAUACGAGAAAAUAUCUGGACAUGACAUAGAAGUUGCUAUUAAAAAAGAAUUUUCUGGAAAUCUUGAAAAAGGUCUCCUUGGAAUAGUAAAAUGUGUCAAAUCAAAAGUAGGUUUCUUUGCUGAACGAUUACAUGCUAGUAUGCGUGGCAUAGGUACAAAAGACCGAUCACUGAUUCGCAUUAUUGUUUCCCGAAGUGAAAUUGAUUUGGGUGAUAUUAAAAAAGCUUUUGAAGAACGAUAUGGAAAAUCAUUGGAAAGUUGGAUUGCUGAUGAUACAUCUGGCGAUUACAAAAAAGCUCUUCUUUCAUUAGUUUCUACAUAAUCCGAAUAAACUGUUUAAAAUGGAAGUAUAAAAUCUGAAUAUUUAUGAUACAAUUGUAUGACAAGUAUCUUUUCUAAAAUAUGGAAUAACAUAUUGCUUCAAUUACUAACAUUAAGUGCAUUACUAAAAUAUAUAACUAUGGAAGAUAAUGAUUAUAUGAUCUGUUCUAUGAUCUGCGUUUUGUAAUGAAUUAAAUUUAUUUUUGAUGAAAUGUUUUACAAAAUCGCACUGUUAUAUACUAUUUUUUAAAUUUAAUGUUUUAAUGUAUUUUUCAAUAUGGAUAUUAUAUUUAUAUAAAUUGUUGUGAAAUUUAUAAGAAAAUAAAAAUACUGUAAACGUUA
Molecule: messenger RNA, 1485 nt
Organism: Nomia melanderi (Alkali bee)
Lineage: Eukaryota; Metazoa; Arthropoda; Insecta; Hymenoptera; Halictidae
Product: annexin B9
Biological process (GO): endosome transport via multivesicular body sorting pathway
Cellular component (GO): plasma membrane; cytoplasm; vesicle membrane
Molecular function (GO): calcium-dependent phospholipid binding; calcium ion binding; phosphatidylserine binding
Source: RefSeq, a predicted model, not a curated record